AUGUCUCGAACCCCGCUACCGCAAUGGAUGUAUCCCGCAUCCAGUGGUCAACCGUCGGAUGCAAGAUCCUACGCCGCUGGUGACGAUCACCAGAUGUUGACGAUGCCAAAUCGAUUCCACACUCUGGAAGAUCCCCCACGCUUCCUCUAUCCUGACAAUCAGGGCUACGCUCCGACUUAUAUGCAUCCCGCAUCAAACUCCAGGGCUCCUUAUCACGGCAGAACUUGGGACAGCCUCGCAGACCCCAAAUUUAACCCUUCGCCACUACCGGUUGCCAAUCAUAGUGUCUUUCCUCAGUAUGGGGCCCAAAGGUCAAAUGCCAUGAGAGGCGCGGAGUAUGCCUCCGCUUCAACCUCUGUCUCUAGCCCUUAUCAGGAUUCCCCCAGUUACAGUCGCGGUUCUAUUGGUUCUAUUUCCGGGACGCGGACAAAUGAUGUGGAGUCUCAGUACAGUAGCAGCUCAGCGACCUUUCCAAGCCCCGUUCACUCUGAGGAGAGCUCAGCAAUGUAUCCUGCGCUCGCACCACCCAUAAAAUCCCAGGCACAACAGCAUCAGCGACACACCACGUCCAGCAUGCCUUCUGGGUUUGAAAGGUUACUUCACCAUUCUCCAACUCCAUCACCUCCGCCACGAAGAACCUCCACGACAUCACGCUAUCACCUCUUCAUUCGACAACAGCCCCUCGCAGCCCGGGCUUGUGGUGCCGGAGACCGAGACCGCCGCCCUGUAGAUCCGCCUCCAAUUCUGCAGCUGCUAUUAACGGACUUUGACCCCAGCACAUCAGAUGAUAUCGAUAUCCUCCAAGAUCCGCGCUUUACCGUUGGCUGCUUCCUGGUUCCCGAAACGCGAGGAUCGAUUUCGUCCGACAUGGAUGGUGAUAGUGCCCUUCGAGAGGAUCGUCUCGGAACUGCUCCCGGCCAAUCUACACCAUUGCUUUCGGGCAAAGCAUUUGUCUCCCCUUUCUUUGUCGAUGAAGAUCCCGAUCCAACAACUGCCCCAAAUCAUCCAUCAACAUUUGAUUAUCACCUACCGGAACGAAGAGUUCAACUUGCUCCAUUAACCUCCAAGGGAGCCCAACAGCCCGCAGCAUUCUUCAUAUUCUCCGAUCUCUCCGUACGUACAGCUGGACUGUACCGCUUACAGUUCCGGCUUAUGAAUUGGGGCCUCGUUGAGGACACGGGUCAAUCGAUGCCCGUCCUUGCUGAAGUAUGGUCCGAUCCGUUUCGCGUGUACCCUGCCAAAGACUUCCCCGGGAUGCGAGACUCAUCACGUCUCACAGAGGGUCUUAAGGAAUUAGGAUUUGUUGAACUCAAGACCAGGGGAAAGGGGAAAGGCAAGGGUCGACGGAGGUGA
Aspergillus neoniger CBS 115656 is the source of this 1353-nucleotide messenger RNA. Its product is annotated as velvet factor family protein. The record is from RefSeq and is a predicted model, not a curated record. NCBI's taxonomy places the organism in Eukaryota, Fungi, Ascomycota, Eurotiomycetes, Eurotiales, Aspergillaceae. Bases 1 to 1353 code for a protein of 450 amino acids. The transcript is spliced from 2 exons.